AUGGAUGGAAGAGAAACAAAUUUGAAGCACGGGUGCUCUCUUCAAAUGGGAAUAAAUAGAGAAGCAAUCAAGAUGUGGGAUGAAACUUGGACUACGAUUGAGAUUCUGAACUCCAGAUUUGACUUUUUAGUUGCUCGUCACAGCUACUUCACACUAUAUUUGUUUCGUUUUACAGCAAUUAUGAUGUGGGAUGAAAUUUGGACUACGAUAGAGGUUUCGAACCCACAAUAUGACUUUUUAGUUGCUCGUCCCAACUACUGCACACUAGAUUUGUUUUGUUUUGUGCUCAGACAGAGUCCAAAAGACAACAACUUUAGUACAUCUUCUUUUGUGGGCCAUUUUAACAUGAUACAAGUGAUUAAGAUGUGGGAAGAAACUUGGACUACGUUUGAUUUUGGUUCAGUUCUGAUACACGGACAGCGCCGCGGCCAGUACGGCGCCGGCGUCACCCAGGCCACCGAGUUCGACUGCCCGGAGGAGUUCGGCUACUACCCCCACCCUAGCGACUGCACACAGUACUACGUGUGCGUGUUCGGAGGCGCGCUGCUCGAGUCCUGCACAGGCGGGCUCAUGUACAGUCAUGAGCUCCAGACCUCCCGCGCCCCCGUGCAGCAGCAGCAGAGGUCGCAAGCCACGUUAUCCAGGGAGCAGCAGCAGCAGGAGCGACGCCAGCGCAUAGAACAGGAGGAGAUCGCCAAGCAGCAGCUGUACGCGGAGGACCUAGGCCCCGCCGAGGAGGUGGAGAGCGACCGCCAGCAGCGAGUGUACCGCGGCCAGCCCUCCAGUCUGGGCCAGGUCGCCCGGGACCGCGACGGCCUCAGGCACCAGCCCAACACCAUCCAGGCGCCCAGCACGUCCCGCGACAAGGUGUCCGUCAUCUCCUACGCCACGCAGCCGCCCCCGCAGUACAGGCCUGAGCCCAGUGCCGCCCCUCUCCAGUACUCCCCGCAGCCGCCGCAGCCCCAGCCCUCGCCGACCACGGGCCGCUCGGUGUUCGCGCACCCCGCCAACACGUCGUACCAGCCCAACAACUACGACCAGUACUACGCCGUCUACGACGACGACGACCAGCUGUACCGCGAUGUUGACUACGGCCACUACCAGAACAACCAGGGCAACUCUCCGCAGCCGUUCAGCCGAGGUAACAACAAUAACAACAACAGGCAAGAGCCCCAGAACGUCGAGAUCGUGAACCAGCCCCAGCAGCAGCAGCAGCAGGCCCCGCAGCGCCAGCAGGCCAACAACGCCUACGUGUCCUCCAGCUUCAACGUGCAGAGCCAGGACGUGUACUCGCCCACCGUCUCGUCCCAGGACUACAACGACAACUACAACGCCCACGUGAACGUGCAGUACGACGUCGACGACACCUUCCCGCAGACCAAGCCGUCCAGGGGCAGCGUCAGGGGCAGAGGCAAGGCCACCUUCACCACCGCCAGCGUCCCCGAGACCGGAAACAGAGGCACCCCGUCGUCCGUCGCGCGCGGGUCCCGCCCCACCCUCAAGCCGUCCACUGCCAUCGUGUCCAAGGCGCAGGAGUUCAUCGACAUCUACAAGUACCCUCCCUCCAGGCCCGAGUCCGUGUACCCCACCCCCACGCCGGACAAGUCUGCCGCCAAGUGCCGCAAGGACGUGUGCCUCCUCCCCGACUGCAACUGCGGCGGCAAGGACAUUCCCGGCGACCUGGAGCCGGAGCAGGUGCCCCAGAUCGUACUGCUUACGUUCGACGACGCCGUCAACGACUUGAACAAGGGACUGUACCAAGACUUGUUUGAGAAGGGCCGCACCAACCCCAACGGCUGCCCCAUCGCCGCCACCUUCUACGUGUCUCACGAGUGGACGGACUACGGUCAGGUGCAGAGCCUGUACGCGGACGGCCACGAGAUGGCCUCACACUCAGUGUCGCACAGCUUCGGUGAGCAGUUCUCCCAGAAGAAAUGGACCAAGGAAGUGGCAGGACAGCGUGAGAUUCUGGCCGCCUAUGGAGGCGUCAAGCAGGAGGACAUCCGUGGCAUGCGAGCCCCCUUCCUCGCCGUCGGUGGCAACAAGAUGUUCAAGAUGUUGUACGAUUCCAACUUCACCUACGACUCCUCCAUGCCCGUGUACGAGAACAAGCCCCCUAGCUGGCCCUACACUUUGGACUACAAGCUCUUCCACGACUGCAUGAUCCCCCCUUGCCCGACCAGGUCUUACCCAGGUGUCUGGGAAGUGCCCAUGGUCAUGUGGACCGACCUGAACGGCGGCCGCUGCUCCAUGGGAGACGCGUGCUCCAACCCGCCCACGUCCGACGGCGUCUACAAGAUGCUCAUCAAGAACUUCGAGCGCCACUACACGACGAACCGCGCGCCCUUCGGCCUGUUCUACCACGCCGCCUGGUUCACGCAGCCCCACCACAAGGAGGGCUUCAUCGCCUUCCUCGACACCCUCGUCUCCAUGAACGACGUCUGGCUCGUGACCAACUGGCAGGCCCUGCAAUGGGUGCGCGACCCCACCCCCAUCAGCCGCCUCAACAACUUCCAGCCCUUCCAGUGCAACUACCAGGACCGGCCCCGACGCUGCAACAACCCCAAGGUGUGCAACCUGUGGCACAAGUCCGGCGUGCGGUACAUGAGGACGUGCCAGCCCUGCCCCGACGUGUACCCCUGGACCGGCAAGUCUGGCGUGAGGAACUCGCGCGUGGACAACGACAUCGGCACCGACUAAUGGACUCGCUUUCCCUCUUCUUUCCUCCAAAUU
Messenger RNA from Thrips palmi, 2733 nucleotides. RefSeq lists its product as uncharacterized. The record is from RefSeq and is a predicted model, not a curated record. Bases 1 to 2700 code for a protein of 899 amino acids. Gene Ontology annotation, cellular component: extracellular region. The transcript is spliced from 21 exons. NCBI's taxonomy places the organism in Eukaryota, Metazoa, Arthropoda, Insecta, Thysanoptera, Thripidae. Gene Ontology annotation, molecular function: chitin binding; hydrolase activity, acting on carbon-nitrogen (but not peptide) bonds. Gene Ontology annotation, biological process: carbohydrate metabolic process.